Messenger RNA from Spinacia oleracea (spinach), 886 nucleotides. RefSeq names its product PRA1 family protein D. Gene Ontology annotation, cellular component: endoplasmic reticulum; Golgi apparatus. The record is from RefSeq and is a predicted model, not a curated record. The coding region runs from base 120 to 623 and encodes 167 amino acids. Gene Ontology annotation, biological process: vesicle-mediated transport. The transcript has a single exon. Lineage: Eukaryota; Viridiplantae; Streptophyta; Magnoliopsida; Caryophyllales; Amaranthaceae.
CAAGGCAACACGCUCCUUUACCAGCAAUUGUUAACCAAAAAUUCGCCCAAUUCCACGAUCCAAAUUUACGUUAAAUCUGCCCCAUUUCUUACACCUUCAAAACGCCCUGACUCUCAACAAUGUCUUCACCGCCCCUUGCCGGUGACUCCGCCGCCGCAAUGACCUCCCAACCAUGGCCAGAAUUCUUUGACAUCCGUUCCCUCUCCCUCCCAGUUUCCCUCUCCGACGCCACAACUCGGCUCAACUCAAACCUAAAUCACUACCGAGUCAACUACAUCAACGUCUUCCUUAUCAUCCUCUUUCUUACCCUCGCUUUACGUCCACUCUCUCUCCUCCUUGUCUUCGCCGCCGCUCUCGGAUGGUACUUCCUCUACUUCGCCUCCCGCACUUCGCCUCUCGAAAUCCUAGGAUUCGUCGUCGACGAUCGAAUCGUCGUCAGCGUGCUCUCUGUAAUUACGAUUGUAGCCUUCGUUUUUGCUCACGCGUGGAUGAAUUUGCUGGUGUCGUUUGUAAUUUCUGCGGUAGUUGUUGGUUUGCACGGCGUUCUUAGGGUUCCGAUUGGAGAUCAGGAUCCUUACAGUGGUCUUCUUGAUGCUGAAUCUGGAGGUUAUAGUGAGUUCUAAUUGAUUUAGGUUUUAAAUUAUUGUUGAUUUUGUGAUUAAUGAAUCGAAUUGAAAAUCAAAUUGUUAGAUUUUUCAUAUGCUUGAUUUGAUUUAUUUAAGCAUGAGUUUUGAUUGUAUUUUGACAAGAGAUUGUUCUAAUUGCAAUAGCAUUUGGUCUCAUUGUUGCUAGGGUGGGGUUACUAAUUUGGGUUGUUUGUUGUAACAAAAGAUUUGGACAAAUUUUGUACUAUACUUUUGCUAUCAAAUUUGGUUCAAUUGCCGGA